Messenger RNA from Equus quagga, 7682 nucleotides. RefSeq names its product TBC1 domain family member 32 (gene TBC1D32). The record is from RefSeq and is a predicted model, not a curated record. The coding region runs from base 114 to 4010 and encodes 1298 amino acids. Lineage: Eukaryota; Metazoa; Chordata; Mammalia; Perissodactyla; Equidae. Gene Ontology annotation, biological process: non-motile cilium assembly. The transcript is spliced from 34 exons.
CAGGACCUAUUUUUUUUGCUGAUAGUCUUGGCAGCUGGAGCUCUGUUGGUGCUGAAAGCCGGUAACGAGGAGUCCAAAAGGCGGGUCCUCGCAGAGGCUGCUUCCUCAAAAGGAUGGCGCGUUUCUCCGGCGACGACGAGGCGGUGCUGCAGGCGAUGCUGAGGCAGUUGUUCCAGAGCGUGAAGGAGAAAAUCAGGGGUGCGCCCUCCCUGGAGUGCGCCGAGGAGAUCCUCUUACAUCUGGAGGAAACUGAUGAAAAUUUUCACAACUACGAAUUUGUGAAAUACCUUAGACAGCAUAUAUGCGACACUUUGGGGUCUAUGAUUGAAGAAGAAAUGGAAAAGUGGACAUCUGAUCAGAGUCAGGGUGAGGAAUCUGGCUAUGACACAGUUGUACAGCAAGUCACUAAGAGAACUCAGGAGUCUAAAGAAUACAAAGAAAUGAUGCAUUCCCUGAAGAACAUCAUGAUGGUAGUGGUGGAAUCCAUGAUUAACAAGUUUGAAGAAGAUGAGAUACGAAGUCAAGAAAGGCAGAAAAAAAUGCAAAAGGAGAAAAACAAUAGUUACUGCACAGACAAUUGCUCUGAUAGCGAUGCGUCAUUCAAUCAGAGUUACAAAUUUUGUCAAGGAAAAUUACAAUUGAUUUUAGACCAGUUGGAUCCUGGGCAACCUAAAGAGGUGAGAUAUGAAGCCUUGCAAAUGUUAUGUUCAGCUCCGCCAUCUGAUGUACUGAACUGCGAAAAUUGGACCACUCUCUGUGAGAAACUGACAAUGUGUCUUUCAGAUCCUGAUCCUGUGUUUAAUGACCGGAUUUUAAAAUUCUAUGCACAGACAUUUACACUUUCACCAUUACAUAUGACGAAGGAAAUUUAUACGAGCUUGGCCAAAUAUUUGGAGUUAUACUUUCUUUCCAGAGAAAAUCAUAGUCCUACUCUUUCAACUGGUGUUGAUAUAACUAAUCCUAAUGUUAUCCGCUUGCUUAAAAAGGUUCGUCUUCUAAAUGAAUAUCAGAAGGAGGCUCCAUCUUUCUGGAUUCGUCACCCAGAGAAGUAUAUGGAAGAAAUUGUGGAAAGUACUUUGUCCUUAUUAUCAGUUAAACAUGAUCAAAGCCAUCUUGUCUUACAAAAGAUUUUGGAUCCAAUCUACUUUCUUGCAUUGGUUGAUACCAAGGCUGUGUGGUUCAAAAAGUGGAUGCAUGCAUAUUAUAGCAGAACUGCGGUACUAAGACUUCUUGAAAAGAAAUAUAAGUCUCUGGUAACUGCGGCAGUCCAGCAAUGUGUUCAGUAUUUUGAGUUGUGUGAGACCAUGAAAGUUGAUGAGUUUUUGGGACAUUCAAAGCAUUGUGGAAACAAACAGAAAACUUUCUACUACUCAGGACAAGAAUUACAAUAUAUUUAUUUCAUUCACUCGCUGUGCCUUUUAGGAAGAUUAUUGAUCUACACACAAGGCAGAAAGCUAUUUCCUAUAAAGCUGAAGAAUAGAAAAGAUUCAAUAUCCCUUACAGAUCUUCUGGUUCUGUUUACCCAACUUAUCUAUUACUCACCGACUUCUCCAAAGAUGACAGCGGCACAUUUAGAGAAUUACUCUCCUGCAUCUGUGGUUACUGAAAUUCUGCGGAUACUCUGUGAUCAAAAAGAAUGUGCUAUUGAAUGCUUAUAUAGCAGCAGUGUGAUUGAGGCACUUCUUCAACCUAUUUAUGCUUUAAUGAAACGAACUAAGGUUGUUCCAAAUUGCUCUGAAACAGCAUUAAUUCACAUAGCUGAUAUUUUGGCAAGAAUUGCAUCUGUAGAAGAAGGACUUAUCUUACUUCUUUAUGGAGAAAAUAUGAACUCUUCUGAAGAAAAAAGUCCUACAGGUGCUCAUAUAAUUGCCCAGUUUUCGAAAAAACUUCUAGAUGAAGAUAUUUGUAUUUUUUCUGGAUCGGAAAUGUUGCCUGUGGUUAAAGGAGCUUUCAUUUCCGUGUGUCGUCAAAUAUAUAGUACAUGUGAAGGCUUGCAGGUGUUACUUCCUUAUAAUUUGCAUGAAUCUAUAGCAAAGGCAUGGAAGAAGACAAGUUUGCUAUCAGAAAGAAUUCCUACUCCAGUGGUGGGUUCAGAUUCUAUUUCUUCGAUAAACCUGGAAUCCCCAAACAUUAUGGCUUGGGAAGAGAAUGUGUUAGAUGACUUACUAAAUUUUGCUGCCACCCCCAAAGGACUACUACUUCUUCAAAAGACGGGAGCCAUCAAUGAAUGUGUGACAUUUAUGUUCACCCAAUAUGCAAAAAAAUUACAGAUCAGCAGACACCAAAAGUUUGGCUAUGGAGUUUUGGUUACACAAGUGGCAUCAACAGCAGCUGGUGCAGUAGCACUACAAAAUUCAGGGUUUAUUAAUGCACUUAUAACUGAAUUAUGGGCCAAUCUGGAAUGUGGAAGAGAUGAUGUUAGAGUAACCCAUCCCAGAUCUACACCAGUGGAUCCUAUUGACCGAAGCUGUCAAAAGUCUUUUCUAGCACUGGUGAACUUGUUAUCUUAUCCUGCUGUUUAUGAGCUGGUAGGCAAUCAAGAUCUUCCUAAUAAAGCAGAAUAUUCUCUUCGUGAAGUCCCAACGUAUGUUAUUGAUAUUAUUGAUAGACUUAUAAUUCUGAAUUCUGAAGCUAAGAUUCGUUCUUUAUUCGACUAUGAACAAUCACACAUGUUUGGACUGAGGUUAUUAAGCGUGGUAUGCUGUGAUCUGGACACUCUGCUCCUAUUAGAGGCUCAGUAUCAAGUAUCGGAAAUGCUACUAAAUGCUCAAGAAGAAAAUAUCUUAGAGACCUCUGAGAGCCAGAGAGAUUUUAUAAUUGACGGCUUAUCGGUAGAAAGAAAUCAUGUUCUUGUUAGAAUAAAUCUUACUGGUGGGCCAAUGGAACGGAUUUUGCCACCAAGGAUACUGGAGAAGGGUGAUGAUCCAUAUCCUUGGCCAAUGUUUUCAUCAUAUCCUUUGCCAAACUGCUAUCUGUCGGAAGUUACAAGAAAUGCUGAUGUAAGACAAGACAGUGAUCUUGGCAAACUUUUAUUACAUUUGAAAAUGUCUGAUAAGCAAACUGAGUGGAUAGAAAACUGCCGAAGACAAUUUUGCAAGCUGAUGAAGGCCAAACCCGAUCUAAUCAGCGGAGGUGCUUUAGUAGAGUUACUUGAAAAAUUUGUGCUUCAUCUCUCUGAAAGUCCAUCUGAAUGCUACUUCCCCUCGGUGGAAUAUACAGCCACUGAUGCAAAUGUGAAGAACGAAAGUCUUUCAUCUAUGAAGCAGCUUGGCGUUAAAAUGACUGUCAGGUAUGGCAAGUUCCUUAACCUGUUAAAAGACAGUGCGGAGAAUGAUCUCACCUUGGUGUUAAAGCACUGUGAGAGAUUCCUGAAACAGCAGCAGGCGCCCGUAAGGUCUUCUCUUCGCUGCCUGCAGGGGACUUACGCUGGCCAUGACUGGUUUGUGUCUUCUUUGUUCAUGAUAAUGUUGGGAAACAAGGAGAAAACAUUCCGAUUUCUUCAGCAGUUCUCCAGGCUUCUGACCUCUGCUUUCCUUUGGUUGCCAAGACUACAUAUUUCUAGGUACCUACCUAAUGAGACUAUAAAAUCUGGCAUCCAUCCGAUAUAUUUUUGCAGCACUCACUACAUUGAAAUGCUACUGAAGGCGGAGGUACCCCUUGUGUUUUCAGCUUUUCACAUGUCUGGUUUUGCACCAUCACAAAUUUGCCUGCAAUGGAUAACUCAGUGUUUUUGGAACUAUUUGGAUUGGAUAGAAAUCUGCCAUUAUAUUACUACUUGUGUUUUCCUUGGUCCUGAUUAUCAAGUAUAUAUCUGUAUAGCUAUAUUCAAACAUCUACAACAAGACAUUCUACAGCACACUCAGAUUCAAGAUCUGCAGGUGUUCCUAAAGGAAGAAGCCCUGCGUGGAUUUCGAGUGAGUGAUUACUUUGAAUACAUGGAAAUUUUGGAACAAAACUACCGACCAGUGCUGCUAAGAGACAUGCGGAACAUUAGAGUUCAAAACGUGUAGAUCAUGGAGGACACAGUUUAAUUUCAUGUCUUCUUUAUUUUUAAAGGAAACAAAGGGACUUGAUUGUUUUCCAUCUGUGUCCGUAACAACAUAUACUUUGUGAAUACACAUGCUGUAAACCAAUCCUGAGAGUUUUUGAAUAUAAUAUAUUCAAGUAGGUUUUAGCUCAGUUUAUGACAUGAAGUGAAUUCAUUUUUGUAAGUUCGUUGUUUUGUAAGCUUGCUAUAGAGUCAGAUCUAGCUUACUUAUGAUUCUUAAUGUUUAAAAGCUAGUCCAGCCUACGUCUCCCCUUCACUGGGUGAUUAAAAUAUUUUUUCCAGUGAGUUUGGAAAGAAGCAGCAAUCUUGUAAAUAACUGUUUGACUAGCCAGAGACAGUCUGUAGAGAUGAGCAAAAACCAACUGUUUUCUUCAUCUUUUAUUCUACACAUUUAAAGAAAAAUAGAACCACAACUGCUUAUUUUACAUGUGGAGGACAAAUGACACUUACCGUGGCAAAUGGAAGGAAAACUAUGUCCUCAGACAUAACUGUUUUUCUAAGAAUUGCUAUUGAUACUAUAUCAGUUUAUAAUUUUUCAUGUGACAUAGACUCUGCACGGUUCAUUGCAAAGAUAGGCUGGUUAUUGCACCCGGAUGAGCAUUUGACUCUCAUUUGUUCUAUAUUUGCUUUGGUGAUUGGUUUGAUUUGUACUGAACUUGAAAACAUUAAGGAUAAUACAUUUCCAAGUUAUUUUAAAUGACUAACACUAUGUUUUCUUUUAUUUAAAUAGAAGUCUUUGCUCCAGUGAGAUUAGUAUAAUAUGUGAGGGUCUAUUUUCUUAUACUAUAACUGUCGCAUUUAGUAUAUGAAAGAUAAUACACAAAAAUAUUAAAUUGUUAAUUUUUCUGUCAGCAGUUUCAGCAGGUCUUUUAAAUUAUAGGUAGAGGUCCUUUUGUACUCAUUGCUUAUAUUUAAAUAUAAAUUGGCCACCAUUAAAACCAUUCUGAAGCAUUUUUCCUUUUCAACCAAAAAUGGUUCAUCUGCAAACUUAUUUUUUCUUACACUAUGAUAAAACAACUGGUACCGUGCAGUUUUCAAUUUUGUGAUAUUUAGCCUAUUGCAAUAUCAGCCUUCCAGAAUCAGGUUUUAUGCUGUUAAUGCCAACAAUAGCUUCUCAGUAAUGGUGUUCCUAAAGGGCAUUGAAAAAGUUGAGAAAAGAAAAUUGAGCAAAUUAAUUUGACAUAUUGCUCACUUUAGCUCUGGCUGAUGUGAGUUAAAUAAGAGAGUCCUAGGUGACCCAAAACACCAAGCUUUGUCUACUUUCAAACUGAAUUUUGAAAAGCUGUUCCACAGAACCUGUAAUCCAUGUUUAUGGUUCCGUUUAUUCCCGUUCUCCUCCUGAGUUAUUGUUAUUGGUCCUAAGAAACUUGCAGCUUUAUUUCUUUUUAAAAGCUCUUACGCGGUAAUUGGAAAUACAAAUGGAGAAGGAACUAUAACUUAAUUUUUAUAAUGUUCAUUGGUGAUUUUGAUUGGAAAUUGAAGUCAAAUCUAGAUAAUAACAAUUACAUUUUGGACAGGUGACUUCAGCUAGAGCCAGGCACCUUUCAUUUUCAUUUGAUAAAUGUCCUAUGAACCGUGACCUAGCAAUUUGUUUGGUGAAAUAAAAUGUAAAAUACAGUAGUCUGUGUAGCUUCCAUUGUGAAUUUUUGUACCAAUUUUUAAGAAUACUCUUUAGAAUAGAAAUAAAUUCAGCCAACUCUUGCUUUUCCAUUUUGUUUUAAAUAUUUAAGUGUAAGACCUUAAGACAGACUUUAUUUCUGAUCUGUGAAGGGUUACCUCGUACAUUUUACAGGAUUCAUUGUAAUAAACUAUAUUUUAUAAUACAAUGUAAACGAAUUUGUGAGAAAUUUAAGUACUCAUAUAUAAAUCUUUGAAUAUCUGUUUUCAAAUUUUCAUCUUUGUAGUUUUGUCCCCUCGUGAUAUAUAAGCAUCUAAAGAAUCUGUGAAGGUAAAGUAAGUGUCAGAAAUUCAUCUAAACUUCUUAAUAGGAUUCUACCUAAAUCUAUGAUUCUUAAAUUAUAGUCUGCUCUAGUUUGUUUUUCCAGCUCCUGGAUGUUAAAGAAAUUUCUUUGGUCAUUCAUUAAAUAGACAUGUUUUGAGGAUUACACAUAUAAGGAAAUAUUUUUAAUAUUCAGGAUAGGAUAAAUGAGAUACAGCGCCCCACUCAAAGAGUCCACAGUCUUGAUGGAGAGAAGAAUAAUUUUAAAACUGUGAAAAUACAGUUAUAAAUAUGACAAGUGAGAAUUGACCUCUGGAUUUGAUGACUUUGGUAAGAGCAGUUUUGAUGGAGUAGUGAGGGCAAGAGUUUGGUUGGGGUGGGUUUAAAUGAUCCUGAGAGGAAAGAUUUUGGAAACUGCUCUUUCUAGAAGGAUUGUUGUACUUCUGGAAGGAAGAGACAUGGGAUCAAGAGUGUUUAAGAUGGGAAAUGGAAGCAUGUUUUUAUGUGGGUGCAAAUAAGUCAAUAGAGCGGAAAAGCUGACACUGCUGCCGAGAGAAUGCUGCAGUGAAUGUCAGGAGUAGAUGGCGGCGGACUGAGAUCUUGUGAGUAAGUUUCGGAAUUAGCCUUUGCCUGGACAUGGACAGUUCACUGAGAGUAACAGAAGAAGAGACAGUGUAAACGGGCACUGGCACAGGAUGGACAUUUCUGGAAAUUGUUUUCUCAGUGAAAUAGGAAACAAAGUCAUCAGCUAAGAGUUAGGAUGGUAAAACUGGUAAGUUUUAUGAGAUCAGAGUAAGUGAAAUAGCUAUCAAGGAUGGUGGAAGAGUGAAUGAAAUAGGAAAAUAUACAGAUCUUCCUCAACUUAUUAUGGGGUUAUGUCCUGAUAAACCCAUCGUAAGUUGAGAAUAUUGGAAGUCGAAAAUGCAUUUAAUACACCUCCUGAACAUCAUAGCUUAGCCUAGCCUACUGUAAACAUGCCCCGAACACUUAUAUUAGCCUACAGCUGGGCAAAAUCAUCUAACAGAAAGCCUAUUUAGAAUGAAGUGGUGAAUAUCUCAUGUGACUUCUUGACUUCUGUACUGAAAGUGAAAAACAGAAUGGUUGCAUGAGUACACAUGGUUCCAAGUGUAUCAGUUGUUUCUCGUCGUGAUCACGUGGCUGACGGGGAGCUGUGACUUGGUUCUGCUGGCCAGCAUCACAACAGAAGGUUGCACCGCAUAUUGCUAGCCUGGGAAAAGAUAAACAUUUAGAAUUCAAAGUACAGUUUCUACUGAAUGCCUGUCGUUUUCACACUGUUAUAAAGUUGACAAAUCAUGUCAAAUCAUUUUAAGUCAAAAACUUUCUGCAGUAUAAUUGUGAUUUAAUGGUCAUGAGAUGAGUUAGCAAAGUUGCCUGUUUUUUCUCCAGCCAUGUUUCACUGUGAAGGGGGCAGGUAAAGAAGGGUAGUGAAUUGAGUUUAACCAGAGUUUUAGUUUAGACAAGAGAGUAUGACUAAGCAAGGAAAGCACAAGGGAGUUGAUGGUAUUUGCAAGCAAAUUAUUAUAAUAUUGUGACCAUGGUAGUUAAACUAGAUCAGAAAGAAGUGGAAGGGCCCCGUGGCUGAGUGGUUAAGUUUCUGUGUUCCACUUUGGUGGCCCAGGGUCUCUCCAGUUCGGAUCCUGGGCAUGGACCUAGCACCACUCAUCAUGCCAUGCU